Angiostrongylus costaricensis is the source of this 435-nucleotide messenger RNA. The record is from the annotation of a GenBank genome assembly. Lineage: Eukaryota; Metazoa; Nematoda; Chromadorea; Rhabditida; Metastrongylidae.
CUGGUUCGGAACUUACUGUCGCAGUCGGAAGGUGCGUUCGUCGUGCGCUACUCGGAGUCUAAGCGUCAGUGUCUAGCGCUGAGCGUUCGUGUUCCGCCCACGCACAAUCCGGCUUGCAUUUCACACUAUUUAAUCGUCAGAAAUCAAAAUGGAUAUCGAAUAAAGAGUUGUGAUAAGCAUUUUCCUUCGCUUCAAAUGCUGAUCACCCAUCAUUCUGUGAUGCCGGAAAAGUUGCCAGUGACGUUGACGUUUGUGCAAUGGAACGCCAGCGACUGGACGGAGAGGAUCGACGACCACUUGGAAAUCGACGAGAACCGGAACUCUAAAUUCUAUAGCAGUCAAGAGCAUCGGAUCGAAGACUUCGUUACACCAAAAAGGCGAUCACGCGUCUAUCUUGAGAGCUAUCGACACUCGCGAUUCAUCGAUAUCGCCUAG